AAAGCUGCUCCAGAUCUUCCCCGCUCCCCUUCCACAGAGGUGUCAUGGCCUCCUCCAGCUUCUCCCCUGUGAUCCACUGCCUUCUUCUCCUCGCUGCUGCUGUGGGCUCCUCAUCUGGAGGUGAAUCAUACUUCCUGAUGGUUUCCUCAGACGGCCCCAUAACGUCCGGGGCACAGGCGACCGUAAACGCCAGCUUGCUGAUAGCGAAUGAAAGCACAAGUCUCAUAGUGGACCCAGGACGCUACCAUUUCCAUUGGAUCUACACCCCUCUGCUCCUCACCCACCACUCACAGAAAGAGUCCAGCUCUGCCAUUACUGUGCGGGGCGAAUCUCCGGGGUCCUACCUUAUAUCGGCCCGGGUGACAGAAAGACACUGCUCUGCAUGUGAGCCCAUCGCAAGGAACACCACAGUGCUCCAGGUUACAAGAGGAAUUGUGGGGCAUCUCGCGGUGUCACAGGCGAACAGAAACGGCACACACUGGAGAGACGGCUUCUUCUUGGCUACGAACAGCAAUGUGACAUUAUCUUUCCUCAUUCACGACCCAAGUGACUUCUUUAAGUCGGCUGCGUUCACCUACAGAUGGACCUUCGAUGGCAGGACUUCAGUUUUGUCAUCAGAUCCUUUUGUUCAUCACAACUACCCGUCACCAGGAGACUAUAAAGUGUCCCUUCACGUCACUGCUCAUCUCCAUGAUGCCAAAUACCAAAGACAUUCUGAUAAAAAAUCUGGAAACUUCACAGCUCUCCUGACACUACAAGAUGUUAUAAGUAGUAUCACCAUCGCCGGCCCUAAAGAGACCACCACCAGGCAACGAGUCAACAUGUCUCUGCAUAUCUGUGGAAGCCCCCCUUUGACAGUCUGCUGGCUAAUCAAGUCUGACUGUGUCUCUUUGGAAGGAGAAGAGUGCCACCCAGUGGUGAUAAAUGGCACUACCAGCAUUAUAAGAUUUCAGUUCAGAUCUGCCGGACAUUAUUGCUUGAGUGUAAAAGCCCAGAAUGAAGUCAGCAGGUUGUCAGGACAUCAGAGUAUCACCGUCACCUCUCCAGGCGCGCACCCAGUCUGGUUUGUGCUCCCAUGCGGUGCGUUCAUUGCCAUCGCUAUUGGUUUCAUCUUCUAUACUUUAUUCCGAGCCGGCAGUCACAGCCCUCAUCAGAAGUCAUUGGUGGAGGUGGCAGACUUUGAUUUCUCUCCGGUUAGUGAGAAGUAUGAAGCUCUUCCAGAGUACAAAGAAAUCCAGGCAGGACAUCUAUGCUGUUCAUACUGUACUUCUGUCAGCACCUCUGAGGAAGGAGAACAGAGUGGAGAAACCCAGCCCCUCCUCCAUCCAUCAGCCACACCCACGAGGAGCUACACUUUGUGA
This is a messenger RNA of Bufo gargarizans (Asiatic toad), 1361 nucleotides long. It is a transcript of the gene TMEM130, whose product is annotated as transmembrane protein 130. Lineage: Eukaryota; Metazoa; Chordata; Amphibia; Anura; Bufonidae. Bases 45 to 1361 code for a protein of 438 amino acids. The transcript is spliced from 8 exons. The record is from RefSeq and is a predicted model, not a curated record.